AUGUCGUCUUACGGCACGGGCAGGGUCAACGUCUCCCAGUACCUGCGCAACCUCAAUGUGCAGGGACCCUCAGUAGAGGAGCCGUUGACCGACGAGGACCUCGAGAAGGAUCUCGCCCUCUUCACCAACACACAGUUCUUUGACUUUGAGACCGGCCAGCACACCGACUACCAGGCGCCGCCCGUCAAGCCGGAUGCCAUAACCUCGCCCACCGAAGAUGCGACGCCGACGGAUUCCAUCAUGGGGGAUUUCCCAGCCGGCUACGAGUUCCCAAUCACAGCCAUUGCAACGCAGGCGCAGCGAGCAAGCGACUUCAGUUUCGGGGACUACAGCAGCAACUUCACCUCGCCCACGGGCCCGGCCUUCCCUGACGCGCUAGGGAACCUGCAGCCCAUCCAGCCCGGCCCGCAGUCGGCGUAUCCGUCGCAGGUCCCGCACCAGCAGCACCACCAACCAACAGGGUACGUACCAAGAGACGGGGUCGCCGUCAGGGGAGGGGUAGCCCGCCAGGGCGGUGUCGUCGUCGAGAAACGCGAGGCUGAGUCGAAUAGCGGACAUGCGCACGCGCACACGCCGAACGGGCGGGUGCUGAGCUUCGAGGAUGCGUCGCGGCUGGCGGCCGAGGAGGACAAGCGCAAGCGCAACACGGCGGCGAGCGCGCGGUUCCGCAUCAAGAAGAAGCAGCGCGAGCAAGCCCUCGAGAAGAGCGCCAAGGAGAUGACGGACAAGGUGACCAUGCUCGAGGGCCGCAUCUCGGCCCUCGAGACGGAGAACAAGUGGCUCAAGAGCCUCGUCACCGAGAAGCACGGCGGCCGCGACGACAUACUCGACAAGCUGCUCAAGGAGGUCGCCUCGUCCCAGGACGACGGCAAGGACAGCAUUAAGGUGGCCAGCGACAAGUCUAAGAAGAAGGAUUGA
Chaetomium globosum CBS 148.51 is the source of this 918-nucleotide messenger RNA. RefSeq lists its product as uncharacterized. Gene Ontology annotation, molecular function: RNA polymerase II transcription regulatory region sequence-specific DNA binding; DNA-binding transcription activator activity, RNA polymerase II-specific. Gene Ontology annotation, biological process: regulation of transcription by RNA polymerase II. The coding region runs from base 1 to 918 and encodes 305 amino acids. The record is from RefSeq and is a predicted model, not a curated record. Lineage: Eukaryota; Fungi; Ascomycota; Sordariomycetes; Sordariales; Chaetomiaceae. Gene Ontology annotation, cellular component: nucleus. The transcript has 3 exons.